ACUGGCAGCUGAAUGCCAGAGCGCCGGCUACCCAGGGACCCUCAUCCCAUACAAGUGCGAUCUCUCCAACGAAGAGGAGAUCCUGUCGAUGUUCUCCGCCAUCAAGACCCUUCAUCAAGGAGUUGAUGUCUGCAUCAACAACGCGGGGCUGGCUCGCCCGGAGCCCCUGCUCUCCGGGAAAACGGAGGGCUGGCGGACAAUGAUAGACGUCAAUGUGAUGGCUGUGAGCAUCUGCACCCGAGAGGCCUACCAGUCCAUGAAAGAGAGAAACAUUGAUGAUGGGCAUAUUAUUAACAUUAACAGCAUGAACGGCCACAGCGUUGUGCCACAGUCGGUGGUGCAUUUUUACAGUGCCACCAAGUACGCCGUGACAGCCCUCACGGAGGGGCUGAGGCAAGAACUCAGAGAAGCAAAGACUCAUAUACGAGCUACAUGUAUAUCUCCAGGACUGGUGGAAACGGGAUUUGCUUUUAAACUUCACGAUAACGACCCUGAGAGAGCUGCUGCAACCUAUGAGAGCAUUCGGUGUCUCAAAGCUGAAGAUAUGGCUAACGCUGUCAUAUAUGUCCUCAGCGCCCCACCUCACGUACAGAUCGGAGACAUACAGAUGAGGCCCACGGAGCAGAUAUCAUAGCGGACGAAGAGGACCGUGAGCAGCACCGGGUAUCCACUCCACUUCGAACCUUCCGGCAAUUUUAGGGUGUCGGCGGCUGGCUAGCAAUUAUGUAAUCAAGUACCAAGGACUGUGUUUGAAGAAUUCUUUGUCUCUCCCUCUCUCUGAGCUGGUGCUGGUGCUGAGCCAGUUUAAAAGGAAAUAGGAGUGGGUCUCUUUCUCCCUCACUCUUUUAUGAAACUGCUCAAGAGAAAAACAUGUUUGAAAAUAAUGCAGGGAAGUGGUUUGUG
This is a messenger RNA of Apaloderma vittatum (bar-tailed trogon), 903 nucleotides long. RefSeq names its product dehydrogenase/reductase (SDR family) member 11 (gene DHRS11). The record is from RefSeq and is a predicted model, not a curated record. NCBI's taxonomy places the organism in Eukaryota, Metazoa, Chordata, Aves, Trogoniformes, Trogonidae. The coding region runs from base 89 to 634 and encodes 181 amino acids. Gene Ontology annotation, molecular function: oxidoreductase activity. The transcript is spliced from 6 exons.